Musa acuminata AAA Group (dessert banana) is the source of this 2223-nucleotide messenger RNA. RefSeq lists its product as uncharacterized. Lineage: Eukaryota; Viridiplantae; Streptophyta; Magnoliopsida; Zingiberales; Musaceae. The record is from RefSeq and is a predicted model, not a curated record. The transcript has 15 exons. Gene Ontology annotation, cellular component: membrane. The coding region runs from base 597 to 1835 and encodes 412 amino acids.
AGAGGAGACGAGAACGAACGAGACGCUCGUCCUCCUCCUCUCGUUCCGUGCACUCUCAACCUCAGCACUCUCAUCUCCGCAGUAGUACUACAUCGGCGCUCAGAGAAGAGAGGGAACCCUCAUCGAAGUGCUUUCCUCUCUCUCUCUCUCUCUCUCUCUCUCUGUGCAGCCGGGAUCUCUCUGGAAACUAGAGGAGCGACUUUAUAUGUUUGGAAUAUCAUUCUUCACAAGACAGGUUUUGUGCUCUCCAUCAUGCGAAGAUUAUAAUUCAGCACAAAUUAUUUCUGUUACCGUAAGAUAUAUGGUGGCCGAAACAUCAUGUGUGUGAGCGCCGGUGAUGAGUUUUUCAUCUUUGGUGCGCCAACUAGUAUGGAUUAUUAUUCUCGUAAAAAAUCCAAACCAUAUGGAUUUAUGCACAACUAAGCCGCAUUACGAUUAUUUUGUGGUUUCAGAGCUGCUGCACAGUCUGAUAAGAUUUGGUUCUGAAUAUGUUUCACAUGUGAGCUUUGAGACUAAGAAUCUUUUUUUAACUCGACCUUAGAACUUCGUGGGACCUUUAAUAUAGAGUUGGGACUUGGGAGUAGUUAACUUCUGCAAUGAGUUUUCUUAAAACAGCUCCUCCACCUGAUUGCUUCUUAAACCAACAUUGCUCGCGAUGGGCUCAAAUGUACUUGAAGUAUUGCCUUUGUAGUACAAAGGAUGGAAUUUCCUUAUUUCUUGGAGCUGCCAGUAUCAUCAGCUGGGUAAUUGCAGAGAUUCCUCAAAUCAUGACAAAUUACUGUGAGAAAUCUACAGAAGGCCUUUCAAUUGCUUUUCUAAUGACAUGGAUCAUUGGAGAUUUAUUUAACCUCAUCGGCUGUCUGCUAGAACCUGCUACUUUGCCGACACAGUAUUAUGUGGCAUUGUUAUACACAGCAAGUACAGUUAUCCUGACUGGGCAGACUAUGUAUUAUGGUUACAUUUACCAUAGACUUGAACCAAACAAACAUGGAAUACAUGUCAAGAGCCAAAAGCAUCAUCAAGAAGAUGGAUCAGCAGAAGAGUGCCUGCUGGGAGAUUCAAAGAAAACUAGAGUUCAUGGUUACCAAUCAAAUGGCACAAGUCCCUCAAAGGAAGUCAACAUACCAAGCUCACCAAUUCCAGUUGAAGUACUUUGUGAUUCCUAUGGGAGUGACUACUAUUACACGUCAGCACGGUCUUUAUCUAAAAGCCCUGUGCCUGCUUUUGGUGCUUGGUUAGCACAUUCAUGUGACAAUGGAGGGUCACCACCCAGAAGUGGCAAUCAGCAAUCUGUAGCAAAAGAGCCUCUACUUGACAGGGUUAUUUUCCCGCAAUCUGCACCACCGAAUUCGAGUACUAAAAAUAUGCUUGCUGUAGUACCUUCAGCUGUAUUUUUCUUUGGUAUGUGUGUUCUUCAUCUUUGCACCAAUGAUGUGCACACUGCAUCACCUAAUGGAAUGGUCAUACGAGUCGGACGUAAGUUGUUACAGGACCAUGUUCAAGAUGACGGAAGCAUUGGAGUCGGAAACUUACUUGGUUGGGCAAUGGCAGCUAUUUAUAUGGGGGCAAGGCUUCCUCAGAUAUAUUUAAACGUUAGAAGGGGCAAUGUUCAGGGCCUUAACCCGUUAAUGUUUGUUUUCGCGGUGAGUGGAAAUGCAACAUAUGUGGGAAGUAUUCUUGUGGAAAGCUUGGAUUGGCAUAAAAUCAGGCCCAAUCUACCCUGGCUAGCUGAUGCUGGAGGAUGCAUACUUCUGGAUGUUUUCAUUCUGAUCCAAUUUGUCUAUUUUCAUUAUCGGAAACAGCAGAGGUCUGAAUCUAAAGAUAACCCAGCUUAACAGAGAAAUAUGAUAGUAGAAGAAAUUCCAGAGACGAAAUAUCCACUCAGGGGGAUUAUCUGGUUGUUUUACUUCUACAUGAUCGAGGAGGUACCACAUCGGACUACCACUUACAGAGUAUUGCAUUAUUUUGCAAGCUCUCACAGACAUAUUCGGACCAUGUGCAUGAACAGGAGUUGGAACUCCGGACAUCUGAUGACAAGGGUCAUUUUUGCUUUGCUUUUGUUAUUCUCCACUGGUGACUUGAAUUAGUUUGUAAUGGAUUUGAAAUAUUAGAAACCAAGUUAUUUUUUUGGCAGAAAACCCAUAAUACAUUUGAGAGAGGUUGUUGCUACAUUUAGUGUACAUAAUUCAAUUUAAAUGCACCAGAAGAGCUACUUGGUAUUUA